Messenger RNA from Apis cerana (Asiatic honeybee), 1084 nucleotides. It is a transcript of the gene Nf-YB, whose product is annotated as nuclear factor Y-box B. Gene Ontology annotation, biological process: regulation of transcription by RNA polymerase II. Gene Ontology annotation, molecular function: DNA-binding transcription activator activity, RNA polymerase II-specific; RNA polymerase II cis-regulatory region sequence-specific DNA binding; protein heterodimerization activity. Lineage: Eukaryota; Metazoa; Arthropoda; Insecta; Hymenoptera; Apidae. Gene Ontology annotation, cellular component: CCAAT-binding factor complex; nucleus. The record is from RefSeq and is a predicted model, not a curated record.
UUGUAAAUCAUAUGAGUAGUAUAAAAAUUUUUAAAAAACUGAUUAUUAGGUUACAAAUUUAAUAUUUUCGUUUAGUGCGAGGGCACCAGUUGUACUAAGAAAAUCUCGCUAAAAGCGUUUGUUAUCGAUGUCUAUUGAUAAGUGUAUCAAAUUGGAGAUGGAAAAUAGUGGUGAAAGUGGUGACGAUGGAGGACCUUUAGGUCCGACUGCGUUUCUUGGAGGAGGUGGUGUUUCUGCAUCGUAUAUCAGUGUACAGUCUGACGAUAUGGAAGAUGAUCCUGAAAAUACAGAUGAUUCAAAUCAUGGGGCAAGUGAUCCUUUGCAAGGAGCUGGAAGUGGCAGUGUUGGAGGGCCUCUUCGUGAACAAGAUCGAUUCCUUCCAAUAGCAAAUGUAGCAAAAAUUAUGAAAAGAGCAAUACCAGAAGCGGGAAAAAUAGCAAAAGAUGCACGCGAAUGUGUUCAAGAAUGUGUAUCCGAAUUUAUAUCUUUUAUCACAUCAGAAGCAAGUGAUCGAUGUCAUAUGGAAAAACGAAAAACUAUUAAUGGUGAAGAUAUUCUAUUUGCUAUGACAACUCUUGGUUUUGACAAUUAUGUAGAACCACUAAAAGUAUAUCUACAAAAAUAUAGAGAAGCAACAAAAGGAGACAAUCCAGGUAAUGUUCCAACAACAGGCAAUGGAAAAACUGAACCACAAGGAACUAUAUACGAAGAUCAAUUAUUUGCUAUUGCUGCAACUGCAUCUAGUGCUACCACUUCUGAUACACCUGUUAUAUAUAGUUACACUUCCACUGAUCAAAUGCAAUUUCAACUUUCUUGAUCACUGUAUAUUAAAAUGAUAUUAAUAUAAAUUAUUUAACUUAAAAUGCAAUUUACAAUGCAAUUAUGUCAACUAUACAUGUAUCUUAUUCAUGUAAGAUUGCAUUUUGUAAGACUGUAAAAUCAGUUUAAUGAUAAACUGAUAAUUAUAAGAAUAGAACAACAUAAAUGUUCUUAAAUAUUUUGAAAAGAAAGUGACUUAACUUUAGGCAAUCCUUGUAAAAAAAAUAAAAAUAUGGGAGGAAAUAAAGCAGGAAGCAGUCCAAAA